This is a messenger RNA of Propithecus coquereli (Coquerel's sifaka), 5127 nucleotides long. RefSeq lists its product as uncharacterized. NCBI's taxonomy places the organism in Eukaryota, Metazoa, Chordata, Mammalia, Primates, Indriidae. Gene Ontology annotation, biological process: DNA integration; virion assembly; proteolysis. The record is from RefSeq and is a predicted model, not a curated record. The transcript has a single exon. Gene Ontology annotation, molecular function: zinc ion binding; RNA-DNA hybrid ribonuclease activity; aspartic-type endopeptidase activity.
AUGGGGCAGGGAAGGAGUACUCCUCUCUCCCUCACCCUAGCACAUUGGAAGGACAUUCGGAGCCGAGGCUUCGACCUCUCAGUCAACGUCAAAAAGGGCCCAUGGGGAACUUUUUGCUCGUCCGAGUGGCCCACCUUUGGUGUCGGGUGGCCAUCGGACGGAACCUUUAACCUCUCCAUUAUAUUUGCAGUAAAAAAGAAGGUCUUCCAGCCGAAGGGCCACCCGGAUCAACAGCCCUACAUCAUUGUCUGGCAAGACCUCGUCCAGAACCCCCCUCCAUGGGUCAAGCCCUGGGUGUCCCGUCCAUCUCUUACCCUUGUUGCUCAGGCGGCGCCUGUAGACCCGACCAAGCGCCCCCUGAGUGAUCCUCAGGCUGACCUUCUCCUCUUUGAUUCUCCUCCACCCUAUCCUCCUCCCUUACAGGCCAAUCCGCUGCAACCAGGGUCCGUUGAGCCAUCGGCCCCUCCAAUGGAGGGGCCAGCUCAAGGCACCCAGAGCAGGAGGGGGCUUCCCCCGUCUCCAGACUCCACUGUUGCUUGUCCUCUUCGCCCUGUGCCGGUCCCCCACCCCGUCCCGGGGAGUGACGAUGACACAGCCCCCCUCCAACUUCUCCAAUAUUGGCCCUUCUCCUCAGCUGAUCUUUAUAAUUGGAAGACCAAUCACCCCCCUUUCUCUGAAGACCCCCAGCGUCUGACUGGGCUGGUCGAGUCCCUGAUGUUCUCUCACCAGCCCACUUGGGAUGACUGUCAGCAAUUGCUCCAGACUCUCUUUACUACUGAAGAGAGGGAGCGGAUCCUCCUGGAGGCGCGCAAAAACGUCCCCGGGCCCGAUGGACGCCCGACCCAGCUUCCGCACCUGAUGGAUGCCGCUUUCCCUUUGACCCGAACAAAUUGGGACUUCAACAUGGCAGAAGGUAGGGAGCAACUGACAGUCUACCGCCAGACUCUAGUGGCAGGCCUCAGAGGGGCAGCACAACGCCCCACCAAUUUGGCUAAGGUAAGAGAAAUCCUUCAAGGGCCAACUGAACCCCCUUCUGUCUUCCUCGAGCGAUUGAUGGAAGCAUUCAGGCGGUACACCCCUUUUGAUCCCACUUCAGAGGGACAAAGGGCCUCAGUGGCUAUGGCCUUCAUAGGCCAAUCAGCCCUAGACAUUAAAAAGAAACUCCAGAGGUUGGAGGGAUUACAGGAUUUCACCCUUCAGGAUUUAGUUAAAGAAGCAGAGAAAGUAUACCACAAAAGGGAGACAGAGGAGGAGAAAGAGCAAAGAAAAGAAAGGGAAAGGGAGGCAAGAGAAGAUAAAAGAGAAAAAAGACAGGAGAAGAGGCUAACACGUAUCCUGGCCGCAGCUGUAGGUGAGAAUAGACCGCAGCAAAAAGGGAAGGGUAAAAAGACAGACAACCCGGGCAACAAGCCACCGUUAGGGCCAAACCAAUGUGCCUAUUGUAAAGAAGACGGACAUUGGAAAAAGGACUGUCCCAAAUUACAAAAUAAAGUGCUGGCCCUCCAUGAAGAUAGUGAAUGAAGCAGUCGGGACUCGGACCCCCUCCCCGAGCCCAGGGUAACUCUUCAAGUGGAGGGGGAGCCUGUCAGCUUUCUAGUUGACACAGGGGCUCAGUUCUCGGUCCUGAAAAAGCCGUUAGGACCGAUCUCCAAAAAGACCUCUUGGGUAAUAGGAGCCACAGGCCAUGAGCAGUACCCAUGGACCACCACUCGGACUGUGGACCUAGGGACAGGAAAGGUAACUCAUUCUUUCUUAAUAAUACCUGAGUGUCCUGCUCCCCUCCUGGGAAGAGAUUUAUUGACUAAAAUGGGAGCCCAGAUCACCUUCACUCCUGGAGGGGCAACUCUCACCCAACAUAGGGGGCAAACCACCCUCCUAACCCUCCAAUUGGAAGAUGAACACCGGCUGUUCAAAGCCAGUGCUAAAGGGAAAAGGGGAAUAGAUGACAAGUGGCUGCGACUGUACCCUGAAGCCUGGGCUGAGACUGCGGGAAUGGGCCUGGCCAUUGGACAACCCCCUGUAGUAGUAGAACUUAAGUCCUCAGCAACCCCAGUUGCUGUACGGCAGUACCCCAUGGCAAGGGAGGCCUGGGAAGGGAUUAAGCCUCAUAUUCACCGCCUUCUACAACUGGGGGUCCUGGUCAAAUGCCACUCUCCUUGGAAUACCCCGCUCCUCCCUGUCAGGAAGCCGGGUACAAAUGAUUACCGACCCGUACAAGAUCUUAGAGAAGUUAACAAAAGGGUCCAGGACAUCCACCCUACGGUUCCCAACCCUUACAACCUACUAAGCUCUAUUCCUCCAUCCCAUGUUUGGUACUCGGUCUUGGACUUAAAAGAUGCCUUUUUCUGCUUACGAUUGCACCCAGCCAGCCAAAAACUCUUUGCUUUCGAGUGGAGAGACCCAGACUCGGGGACCACGGGACAACUGACCUGGACCCGGCUCCCCCAGGGGUUCAAAAACUCCCCCACUAUCUUCGAUGAGGCCCUCCAUCAAGAUCUAGCUGCCUUCCGGACUGAGCACCCACAGAUUACUCUCCUCCAGUAUGUGGACGAUCUCCUCCUUGCCGGAGCUACGGAAGGAGACUGCAGAACAGGUACCCGGGACCUACUUGUAGAGCUCUCCCGCCUAGGGUAUCGGGCGUCAGCCAAAAAGGCACAACUAUGUCAGCAGAAAGUGACAUACUUGGGAUAUGCUCUUGAAGGGGGGCAGAGGUGGCUCACUGAAGCCCGCAAGAACACGGUCACCCAGAUUCCGAGACCCCGCUCCCCUCGUCAAGUACGAGAGUUCCUGGGGACCGCUGGUUUCUGCCGUCUGUGGAUUCCCGGUUUUGCAACGUUAGCGGAACCUCUAUACCCACUAACAAAACAGGGAAACUCUUUUGAGUGGGGAGAGACUCAGCAAAAGGCAUUUGAUGACAUUAAAAGAGCCCUCCUCUCCGCUCCAGCCUUGGCCUUACCGGAUGUGUCCAAGCCCUUCACCCUCUUUGUGGACGAAAGAAAGGGGGUUGCUCGGGGGGUCUUGACCCAAACCCUGGGGCCUUGGAGGAGACCGGUAGCCUACCUAUCCAAAAGAUUGGACACGGUAGCUAGAGGAUGGCCGGCUUGCUUGAGGGCUAUAGCAGCCACCGCCCUACUCAUAAAGGAUGCAGACAAGCUUACCUUGGGACAAAAACUAACGGUGAUAGCCCCACACACACUGGAAAGCAUCAUCCGGCAGCCCCCUGAGCGGUGGAUGUCAAACGCCCGAGUGACCCAUUACCAGAGCCUUUUGCUAAAUGGUGAUCGAGUCUUCUUCGGGACACCGGUGACUCUGAAUCCGGCAACCCUGCUGCCAGAGGUGGACCCAGAGGGCAGGGAGAUCCUUCACUCCUGCCAUGACAUCCUGGCGGAAGAAACAGGACCAAGGAGAGACCUCCGGGAUGCGCCACUGCCUGACCCACACUACACCUGGUUCACCGAUGGGAGUAGUUACAUCCACGAAGGUAAAAGGGUCGCGGGGGCGGCGGUAGUUAGCAAGGACCGAGUUAUAUGGGCUAGUAGUCUGCCUGAAGGAACUUCCGCUCAGAGAGCUGAACUGAUCGCUCUGACGCAGGCCCUCAGAUUAGCAGAAGGCAAAAAGGCUAAUAUCUACACGGACAGCCGCUAUGCUUUUGCUACAGCCCAUGUUCAUGGGGCUAUCUACCGCCAGAGGGGUCUGCUUACUUCUGCCGGAAAGGAAAUUAAAAAUAAGCAGGAGAUCUUACAUCUCCUCGAGGCUGUUCACGCUCCCCAGGAAGUAGCCAUUAUCCAUUGCCCUGGUCACCAGAAGGGAACCUCCGAGAUAGCCCAGGGUAACAGAAAAGCAGACUUGGAGGCGAAGCAGGCCGCCCUGAAAUCGGGAACCCUGGUUCUCGCUGCCAGCCCCUCGGUAGCCCCGCCGGAACCCCUCCACUACUCCUCAGAGGAAGAGGAGAGCCUAUCAAAAAGGCCUGAGAGGUACUCCAAGGACAAACAAGGAAUCUGGAAAACCACAGAGGGAAAAACUGUCAUGCCCAAAGAAGCAGCUAAAGCAUACCUAAAACAGUUACAUCGCCUUACUCAUUUGGGAGCGAAACACCUACGCUCCACCUGCCAGGCAACAGGAUAUCAUAUUAGAGGGCUCAACCAUCUGUCAGAGGAGAUAGCCCAUCAGUGCAGAGCAUGCCAGCUGGUAAAUUCUCACCCGUCCCAGGUCAGUCCCGGGCAACGGCUCAGGGGCAAUCGCCCCGGGAGUAAUUGGGAAGUAGACUUUACGGAAGUAAAGCCGGCCCGGUACGGAUAUAAAUACCUCUUAGUUUUCAUAGACACCUUUUCAGGAUGGGUAGAAGCUUUCCCUACCAAAAAAGAAACGGCAACUGUGGUAGCCAAGAAGAUCUUGGAAGACAUCUUUCCUCGGUUCGGAGUUCCAAAGGUAAUAGGAUCUGAUAACGGUCCAGCCUUUGUUGCCCAGGUGAGUCAGGGGAUGGCCAGGAUACUAGGGGCGGAUUGGAAAUUACAUUGUGCUUACAGGCCCCAAAGUUCAGGUCAGGUAGAAAGGAUGAAUAGAACAUUAAAAGAGGCUAUGACUAAAUUAUCCUUAGAGACUGGUGUGGCAGACUGGACAGUCCUCCUUCCCUUUGCCCUCUUCUGCGUUCAGAACACCCCCGGCCCUCCAGGGGUAACUCCGUUUGAGAUUUUGUUUGGGGCCCCUCCACCCCUCAUGGCCGAUCCGUGGUCUAUGCCAACAAAUACUCACACCCCUCAAUCCCUACUUGCUAGGUUAAAGGCUCUUGAGACUGUUCACAGGGAGGUCUGGACCCCCUUGGCCUCUCUCUACCAGCCCGGAGAACUGCAGGUGCCGCAUCCGUUCCAAGUUGGAGAUUUCGUCUACAUCAGACGGCACCGAGCUGCCAAUCUCGAGCCAAGGUGGAAGGGACCCCACCUAGUGCUACUAACAACUCCGACAGCCAUCAAGGUAGACGGCAUUGCAGCCUGGAUCCACGCCUCUCACGCCAAACGAGCAGCUCCCCUGGACAACAAUGGUGAAUGGACUGUGGAAAAAACAGACAACCCCCUCAAGCUUCGGAUUCACCAUCGUCUUCCUCGUGAUGAACUUGCCGCUGAUAAGUAG